This is a messenger RNA of Nilaparvata lugens (brown planthopper), 2076 nucleotides long. Its product is annotated as ATP-binding cassette sub-family G member 1-like. Gene Ontology annotation, molecular function: ATP binding; ATP hydrolysis activity; ABC-type transporter activity. NCBI's taxonomy places the organism in Eukaryota, Metazoa, Arthropoda, Insecta, Hemiptera, Delphacidae. The record is from RefSeq and is a predicted model, not a curated record. The coding region runs from base 179 to 2002 and encodes 607 amino acids. Gene Ontology annotation, cellular component: plasma membrane. The transcript is spliced from 12 exons.
CCGCCAAUAAUUCAGUAUCGCGGUGACUAGCUCUGCUUUUAGUUGUAAAUUCUGUGCGCUCCGUGUGAUAACAAAAUAGUUUUACGUUCAUUCAAGAAAAACCGAAAACUGACCGCUAGUGUGUAGAGCGGUCGACUUUUCAAUCAAAUCGUAUUUCAUGUGCCGUUGAAAACGAAAAAUGGACGUGGAAUUCGAGGAUUUGACAGUCAGAGUGAAUAGCAGUUGGUUUAAUAGAGAUUCUGGAAGAAGAAUUUUGAAAGGAGUGAGUGGCAAAUUCAAAGCAGGUCAGCUAUCUGCCAUACUUGGACCUUCAGGCGCCGGGAAAAGCUCUCUACUCAAUGCAAUAUCUGGUUACAGAUCUCAAGGCGUGAGUGGCCGUUUGAGACUGAACGGAGUGGCAAGAGAUGAAGCCAGGUUCAGAAAGAUGUCGUGCUAUAUCCAGCAGGAGGACCUUCUACAGCCAAUGCUCACUCUCCAGGAAGUCAUGAACUUUGCAGCCUUACUCAAACUUCCGCCAGGAACUGGAUACAAGCAGAGAAGAGUUGUGGUGAAUGAUAUUCAAGGAAUUCUGGGCUUGACUGAAUGUAGACAUACAAGAACUGAGGCGCUGUCUGGUGGCCAGAAAAAGAGACUAUCUAUAGCCCUAGAGCUGAUCAACAACCCUCCAGUCUUAUUUCUAGACGAGCCUACGAGUGGCUUGGACAAUGUGUCGACGUCGUACACUCUGCGUCUGCUGCGAACCCUGGCCCACCAGGGCAGAACAAUAGUGUGCACCAUACAUCAGCCAAGUGCCAGCCUCUUCCAGAUGUUCGACCACGUGUAUGUGCUGGCCUCGGGGCUCUGUGUGUACCAGGGCGUAACCGGCGAGCUCGUUCCCUUCCUAUCCUCGGUCGGUUUACACUGUCCCAGGCAUUACAACCCGGCUGACUUCGUAAUUGAAAUGACCGAUGGAGAUGACGAGGAUAAUAUCAAAAGAUUAUCUUCAGCGAUAAAAAAUGGAAAAGUUGUCCAACUUACGUCUGCUGAUGCCAAAAAGUCAAUUCCAGAUUUUUCAAAUCUACCAAUAGAAGGGCUACCACUUGAAGAGAAAAUAGUUGCAGUCACUGGUUCUGGAGAGAAAUACGUAGACAUGGACAACGGCAUCUGUCUCACUUGCCGAGCAGACUCAUCAUCUUGGUUAGAAUUCUGUACGCUUUUCCGAAGGAUGUUCCUUCAAAUUAUGAGAAAUAAGACUGGUCUAAAAAUCCAAUUCUACCAUCACUUGGUGUGUAGUCUGGCUGUUGGCAUUGUAUUCUGGGGCAAGGCACGCGACGGAAAUCAGUUCUUCAAUCACAUGAAGUUCUGCAUGGGGAUCAUUCUAUUCCACGCCUACACUCAGUGCAUGGUACCUGUUCUUACCUUUCCAUUCGAAGUGAAACUUUUGAAGAAAGAACACUUCAACCGAUGGUAUCGACUCACGCCCUACUACAUGGCUCUACAACUCUCCAAAGUUCCAACCAUGACGAUAUUCAGCCAGUUGUUCCUGACAAUAGUGUACGUGAUGUCGGGUCUACCAAUGGAGUUCUACAGGUUUUUCGUUUUCUCAGUGGUUGGCGUCAUGACUGCAUUUGUGGCUGAGGGAUGGGGUCUUGCCAUUGGAUCUGUAUUCAAUGUCACUAACGGCAGCGCAGUGGGACCGAUGACAAUUGCGCCGUUUCUCGGAUUCGCGAUCUACGGCUUCGACUUUGCCCGAGAUAUUCCGGCCUGGUUUAUGCCCAUCCUCAAGCUGAGCUUCCUCAGAUCGGGCGUCAUCGCCCUCAUCAUCGUGGUGUUCGGCAUGAACAGGGGUUUCCUCGACUGCAACCACGAGAUGUACUGCCACUUCAAGAAUCCUCGCAUCAUCAUCUACUACCUGGACAUCGAGGGCGUAUCGCCCUGGCAGGAGAUACUCGGCAUGUUUGCCAUGCUCCUCUUCUUCAGAAUUGUCUGCUUUUUUGGACUAAAAUGGCGGCUCAGAACUUGAUCCAAUAAGUAAAUUAAGUGAAUUUGUAUGGCUUUUAUCAUAGCCACCUCUAAUACAAGGCCGCGGCCUACGAU